Messenger RNA from Thunnus maccoyii (southern bluefin tuna), 2318 nucleotides. RefSeq names its product sorting nexin 27a (gene snx27a). The transcript is spliced from 13 exons. The record is from RefSeq and is a predicted model, not a curated record. Gene Ontology annotation, molecular function: protein binding; phosphatidylinositol-3-phosphate binding. Gene Ontology annotation, biological process: intracellular protein transport; signal transduction. The coding region runs from base 126 to 1823 and encodes 565 amino acids. Lineage: Eukaryota; Metazoa; Chordata; Actinopteri; Scombriformes; Scombridae. Gene Ontology annotation, cellular component: early endosome.
CUGCCGAGAGGCGGGUUAUCAACAACAGAGUCGGUCUGUGGAGGUAACGCGGACAGAGCUCGAGUGUUGUUUUGAAUUUGCUAGAAGACAGCACCGACUGGAGGGGGGUAGGGCCUGUGGAUAAGAUGGCGGAUGUAGAAGGCGAUGAAACUCGGUCGGCUCUCCCUUCUUCGUCCCGUAACGGCCCGGUUGUCGGUUUGUCUGCGGGAACCGCGGGCCAGAACACGGCUAUGGUAGCGUCGGGUCCACGGAUGGUCAGGAUUGUCAAGUCCGAAUCGGGCUACGGUUUCAACGUUCGCGGUCAAGUUAGCGAAGGAGGACAGCUUCGGAGCAUCAACGGGGAACUGUACGCUCCCCUUCAGCAUGUCAGCGCUGUUUUGCCCGGAGGUGCGGCAGACCGAGCCGGGAUAGCGAAGGGUGACCGGAUCCUGGAGGUUAAUGGGGUGAGUGUGGAGGGUGCCACUCAUAAGCAGGUUGUGGACCUGAUCCGCGCCGGAGAGAAGGAGCUGGUUCUGGCGGUGCUGUCUGUUCCGCCCCAGGAGGCUGAUGGGUUGGAAGGCGGAGAGGAUGUCCAACCCAACUAUGACUACAGUGACAAGCAGGCCGUGCCCAUUUCCAUUCCCACAUACAAACAUGUAGAGCAGCACUCCGAGAGGUUUGUGGUGUACAAUGUGUAUAUGUCAGGCAGACAGCUGUGCUCAAAGCGCUACAGGGAGUUUGCCAUCCUACACCAAAACUUGAAGAGGGAGUUUUCCAACUUCAACUUUCCAAAACUUCCUGGCAAAUGGCCCUUCUCCCUUUCUGAACAGCAGCUAGAUGCUCGUCGUAGAGGCCUGGAGGAAUACCUUGAGCGAGUUUGCUCCGUGCGGGUGAUCGGUGAGAGUGACAUCAUGCAGGAGUUUCUCUCUGAAUCAGAUGAGAACUACAAUGGAGUAACAGAUGUAGAACUGCGAAUAGCCCUGCCAGACAAGACCACCAUCUCUGUCAGAGUCCGCAAGAACAGCACCACAGACCAGGUGUACCAGGCAUUAGUGUUGAAGGUUGGAAUGGACAGUAUUAUGGCCAGCUACUUUGCCCUUUUUGAAGUCAUCAACCACUCGUUUGUGCGGAAGCUGGCACCUAAUGAGUUCCCCCACAAGCUUUAUGUGCAGAACUACACGUCGGCAGUGCCUGGGACUUGCUUGGCGCUCCGCAAAUGGUUGUUCAGCUUCCAGGAGGAGGAGUUGCUCAGAGACAACCCGCUGGCACUGCACUACUGCUUUCACCAGGCACUGGAUGAUGUGAAGAAGGGAUUCAUAAAAACAGAGGACAAAUCCUACCAGCUGCAGAAACUGGCAGAGCAGCGCAAGAUGGCCACGUACCUGAGCCUGUUGCGGUCAUGUGAGGGGUACAACGAGGUGACGUUCCCCCACUGCCCUUGUGACUCCAGGAGGAAGGGACACGUCAUCACAGCUAUCAGCAUCCAUCACUUCAAGUUGCAUGCUUGCACCGAGGAUGGCACACUGGAGAACCAGGUGAUAGCUUUUGAGUGGGGGGAGAUGCAGCGCUGGGACACUGACGAGGAGGGGAUGGCUUUCUGUUUCGAGUACGCCAGAGGAGAGAAGAAACCUCGCUGGGUCAAGAUCUUCACUCCAUACUUUAACUACAUGCAUGAGUGCUUUGAGCGGGUCUUUUGUGAGCUGAAGUGGAGGAAACAGGUUGAGGAAGAAGCAUCUGACAAAGACAACAAAAACUGCAGUAACACUGCUCCUAUUGGCUCCUACAAGGCACUGAACAAAGUCAUGGGGAAACUACAAAACAGAGGAAAGGCUGCAUUUUUGUAGACAGUUCACCCCAGUUUCACAGUAUUUUUUCAACACCUUAGGAGAGAGUAAAUUGUCCUCCGGUGCUGUCAGAUAUCUGCGAGAAAACAAUACUGGUGUAUUUGUGCAUACAGGAAGAAAAAGGCAAUUAGAAUAGAUGCAUGUAUAGACAUGUGACUUGCUAUCAGAGCCAUCUCAAAGAGACCCACACAGUAGAGGGAAGUUGAAACUAUUUGGCCCAUGUGAGCCAGCACGAGACUAGCGAUACAAGUAUGUCGACAAACAACUGCGAGGCAUGAGGACGAGUGAGCAAACUUUUGGAGUUACAGGAAAGGAGACAGAUAAAGAACAACUAAGAAGGUUGAGGACUUCAGAGUCGUCCAGACACAAGACGAGGGUUCAGUUUGCUACAAAGGGAAAGUAGAAACUCAGGGACAUCUGUGUUGUGUUCUGCCUGCAUUUUCUUAAGUCACAUUACAUGCAAAAAGCUCAUCAUUCAGAUUUGUCCCCUGAACC